UUCGUUCGAGUAGCAGCAGCCAUCUUCUUAGUAGAACUACGAACGGACGAAGCGUAGAUUACACAUGUAAUGGAAAAUAGAAACAUUUGGUCAAUGUCACUAAAUAAAUAGUCAAAUGUGUUCAUGGACUGCCUGGUAAUAAAUUGUUAUGUUAAAGAAAACGCCGGUUUAGUAUUUGACCGAACACACACCGCAAAGAUGGAUGACGACGCGGCGAGGGAAGAUGCCUGUGGAGAGUAUCAAUCCUCCCUCGAAGAUUUGACAUUCAACAGUAAACCUCACAUCAAUAUGCUGACCAUUCUGGCAGAGGAGAAUCUGCACUUCGCCAAGGAUAUCGUCGCAAUAAUUGAAGCACAAAUCAAUAAGGCCCCACCUGCCGAGAAGCUUCCUGUUUUGUACUUAGUGGAUUCCAUAGUGAAGAAUGUCGGAGGCGAAUACCUUGCAGUGUUUGCUAAAAACCUAGUCUCUUCAUUUAUAUGUGUUUUUGAAAAGGUGGAUGAAAACACUAGGAAAAGUCUGUUCAAAUUGCGCUCCACUUGGGAUGAGAUAUUCCCUCUAAACAAACUCUAUGCUUUGGAUGUACGGGUGAAUUCUCAUGACCCGGCCUGGCCUAUCAAACCACUGGCUGUCAACAUUCACGUGAAUCCUAGGUUCAUAAAACCGACCGAGGAGGCCGCUUCGCCCGUGCCUGCCCCCUCCCCCCCUGCCGCACCCACCCCGGCCCCCGUGCCCCCCCCAAGCGAGGCAAGCAUCACCCAGGAGCAGCUCAUUAGACAGCAGCUGCUGGCCAAGCAGAAACAACUCCUGGAGCUGCAGCACAAGAAGAUUGAGCUGGAGCUGGAACAGACCAAAGCACAGCUGGCUGCAAAUGUAGUGGUGACGCUGCCUACAGCAGUUAAGACCCCAGCCCACAGUAUAGCAGCGCCAAAGGCACCCCACACUGCUCCUAAGCAGUGGGUCCCCCCUCAAGCUGAGAGCAAACCACCCACAAGAGACCCGCGUCUAAACCGAUCUGGCCCCCCCACCCCGCAGCCCAAAGAGCAGCCUAACAGCAAGCGAGACGUCCACAACAUGGGAGCACCAGCCCACACGCCUGAGAAGAGGGCUCCAGAGAAGUGUAGCAGGCCGGAGAAAGCGAGACAGCCCAGGAAGGAGACGGAGGAGAAACCAAAGUCCAAGUCUCCUUCUCCCUUGGCUAAAGGGGUGCUGGCUAAAAGCAAGCAUUCAGAGUCUGAGAACGUGAAGUCGGCAGACGCCGGGAAGAAAGACCCCAGGCUGCGGAAACACGUCCACGAGAAGGGUGAAGCUAAAGAGGAGGAGGUGGUAAAGGAGAAGAAGAGAUGCACUGAGAAGAAGGAGAAAGAGGAGCCAGGGAAAGCUCCGGAACUUCAGAAAGCAGCCAGGGGGAAGCUGGUCAACGGCUCCAUCAGCAAACACGACCGCGUCGAGACCCCUGAGAGCAAGUCAGAGAGCAAGACCGGAGGGAACGCCAGGACCAACGCCCGGAAACGCACACGCUCCCGUUCCCGCUCGCGCUCCCCCGCCCCUCCCUCCCCCAAGAGGAAGGACAGGAGGUCACCCAAGUCCAGGACCAGGAGCUCCUCCACUUCCCCUCCUCCUCCGUCUCACAAGCUGAGCAAGGCCCGGAUGUCUGGAGGCAAACACUGUCACGUGGAGGACUCCACCCAGCACGGGAAGGGCCGAGACGAGAGGGCCACAACCAAGAAGGGCCCGUCGGAGCCCAGGAGAGGGAAGCGCUCGGCGGAGGAGAGGCACAUGGAGGCCAGGGACUCUCUGCCCUCCCGUGUUCCCCACGACAGCAAAGACAGCAAGGAGAACUCCCACAGGUGGAAGAGUGGAUGGGAAGAGAACAAACAUCUGAAGUUGUCAGAGGAGGCUCAUGGGAAGGCUGGUCCUCAGAGACACAAGUCCUUCUCUGGCGGCCAGAGACCCAGCACCCCUCGCACCCCCAAGCCUCACCGCCUCAGCGUGGACGCCAACCUGCAGAUACCAGAGGCCCUCACCUCUGCCAGCAAGAGAGACCUGCUUAGGAAGGCCAGUAGACGUUUAGAGAAUGGGGAGAUCUCCAAUGAGGACUUCCUGAACGUGGCCCACCAGAUCAAGCAGCUGUUCCAGUACCAGGAGGAGAAGCAGCGGUCUGACUCCUGGGAGGGCUCCAGCGAGGACGGCCUGCACUUCCCCAACAAGAAGAAGACCCUGCUCUCCACCCCCGGCUCCGCCCCGCAGGACAACCUGUCAGACGCAGAGCUCAGCUACUUCGAACACAAGUCCCGCCUGAGAAGGACCCAGCUGUCCCAGCGCCAGGGGGGCGAGGACUGGGAGGGCGGGGAGGAGGGUCAGGAGGAGAUGGACCCCGCCGCGCCCCCUGGGGGGAAGGCGGGGGGCAGCAGGGGGGCCGGCCACCCCUCGGUGCCCCCGUUCCCCAGGCAGCCCAGGGACAGGCUUGGGAAGGAGCCAGCGGAGGAGGAGCAGCAGCCCCCAGCUGCCAUGAGGGAGGGAUCAUAUAACCACGGCAGGGAGUUCCCCAGGAUCAAGUCCCUGCAGGGCCUGCGCUUCAGGAGGAGGGCACACCCCAGGGACUCUGCUGGGCCAGACAGGCUCAAGAACGAGAUGGAGUGGACCUCCCCUCUGAGCGAGCGUCAGCGGGAGGAGCAGAAGAGCGGCUACGACGCGCCCAGGCGCUACGCCGGGACACCCGACCCCCGCCGUGACGAUCCCCCCAAGCACGACCGGGGCCCUCCCAAGGCCGGCCUGGUCCACAGGGGCUCUGUCAGCCCCUCCCUGCCCGAGGGCCCCACCAGGAAGCCCCCGGUGGGGUACGAGAGAGAACGCCUCUCCCCCCUGGAGCAGCUGGACUCAGCCGGGCUCAGCCCCGUCCCCAGAUUCGAGAGUCCCAACAGUGAGCACUCUGACGACGGGCCCCUGGAGUCCCCCAGGUCCAUCCUCAAACCCCCCUCCAGAGUGCCCCUCCCCCGGCACACCCACUCCCCCGGUCACACCCCUCCGCAUGUCUCCGAAGGGGGCUCGGCGGCCCCGCAGAGGUACGACGGGCCCCCCAAAGGCCACCCCUCCCGCUACGACGGCCCCGGAAGACCGGCUUACCUCCCAGGCCGCUACGAGGGCGGCCCCGGGCCAGGCCGCUAUGACGGGCCAGGAGGCUCCCACGGUCGCUACGACAACCUUCACCCCCACGCUCACGGCAGGUUCGACGGCCCUGGGAGGUUCGACGGGCCCCCGAUGCCCCACGGGCCCAUGAGGGGAGGGGAUCCGCAGGGCCGCUACGACGGGCCCCCAGCCUCACAGGGCCACGGCCGCUACGACGGGCCCCUGGGCCCACAGCCAGCCAGGUUCGAGAGCCCUGGCCCCAGAGCGGGGCGCUUCGACGGCCCCAUGCAGCCCAAACGCUUCGAUGGGCCGGGCAGAUUUGACAGCCCACACAUGCAGCCAGGCAGGUUUGAGGGACCCGGAGGGUUCCAGCCGACUCCCAUGCACUUUGAUGGGCCUUCGAACCAGCCGGGUCCAGUUUGCUUCGACGCACCCGGCCAGCAGGGACCCAUGAGGUUCGACAUGCCCCACUUCGACGGGCCCUCGGGGCACCAGGGACACCGGUUCUGCGGGCCCCCCGGCAUGCAGCCUCCACUGCGACCGGGUGCCCCCGUCUACGAGCCCAUGGCUAACCCAGCAGGGGGCCAGCAGCCCUCCGGGUUCAACAUGGCCAACCAGCACUUCCCGGAGCCUCACAACCCUGCGUUCGGCGGCGGGCAGCAGCAUGGCUUCUCAGGGCAGCCGGGGGGGCCCCAGGCUGGGGGGUUCAACGUGCCCUCCUCUUCAGGGUUCCCCAACUCCUUCGUCCAGCCCGGUCCUUCCUUCUACGGGCCCGGGGGCCCCGGAGGAGGCAUGAACCCACCGUCCCAGACAGGAAACAUGCAACCUCCGAUGAAUAUGCUGCCAAACCUGGGCCAGCCGCCUUUCCUACCACAAAACCCAGUGCCUUUCAACCAACCAGGUCCUCAGUUUCCGGAGAGUCACUUCGGUCAGGUGGAUGUGAACGACUUGUUGACGAAACUAAUCUCUACCGGCAUCAUCAAACCUGCUCAGACAGAGACCGCCCCCAGUGGAACCGAGUCGGCUGCACUGCCCCCGGCGCCUCCUGUGGUGGUGGAGGAAGAGGAGGAGGAGGAGCAGGAGGAGGAUGAGAACCUUCCAGACCUCACAGGCUUCACCAUAGAGGACAUGAAGCUGCGCUACGACAGCGUGGUGACCAAGCUCUACACCGGCAUCCAGUGCUACUCAUGCGGCAUGCGCUUCACCUCGUCGCAGACGGAUGUCUACGCUGACCACCUGGACUGGCACUACCGGCUGAACCGCUCGGAGAAGGACGUCAGCAAGAAGGUCACACACCGCCGCUGGUACUACAGCCUCACGGACUGGAUCGAGUUUGAGGAGAUCGCCGAUCUGGAGGAGCGGGCGAAGAGCCUGUUCUUUGAGAAGGUCAACGAGGAAGUGGUGCAGAAGACCCAGGAAGCAGCAAAGGAGAAGGAGGUUCAGAGCGUGAGGGCGGCGGCUGACGUGGUGGACGAGUCCUGUGAGAUCUGCCAGGAGCAGUUUGAGAUGUACUGGGAGGAGGAGGAGGAGGAGUGGCAUCUGAGGGACGCCAUCCGCGUCGACGACAAGACAUAUCAUCCUUCGUGUUUUGAAGAUUACAAGAAUACGUCCUCAUUUCCAGACGCCUCUCCGUCUCCCACCAAGCUGCUCACCGACCACCCGCUGAGCGCCUUUGUGAAGGACGAGGAACAGCCGGCGCCCAGCUGUGCGCUCCUCGUCAAACAGGAAGCGGAGCCAGAGGUGGGCGUGGCUUCCAAGGAAGAGGAGGUUCAGGUUAAGGUGGAGGCAGGAACAGAAACGGCUGCUUCCUGAAACCACGCUGCUUCCUUUUCCUGUCCACUUUUAUUGGCUGCUCGUAGCCCCUCCCUUAUUUUGUAAGGAAGAGAUAUUUUUAUAAUUGACUGAGGCAGGGCCCUCAGAUUGCCAUACAUUUGAAUACAUUUUUGUAUUUGGAAUCUGCCUGUAAAAUUCAGGUGUUUUGCGUGUGGAUGGAUGGAUGAAUGAACACUGAAAAUGUACCUUGCAAAAAGCUGUACACUGACGAAAAGAUGUCAUAUUUAAUUUAUAAAUAAAGCUAUUUUUGGUAUA
Molecule: messenger RNA, 5214 nt
Organism: Hypomesus transpacificus
Lineage: Eukaryota; Metazoa; Chordata; Actinopteri; Osmeriformes; Osmeridae
Gene: pcf11
Product: PCF11 cleavage and polyadenylation factor subunit
Exons: 16
Coding region: 124-4938 (1604 amino acids)
Biological process (GO): termination of RNA polymerase II transcription
Cellular component (GO): mRNA cleavage factor complex; cytoplasm
Molecular function (GO): RNA polymerase II complex binding; mRNA binding; ubiquitin binding
Source: RefSeq, a predicted model, not a curated record